AUGCCCGCAUAUAACAUUCCAUCAUCUAAAUAUGGAAUGGGUUCUUUCAGUAGAAUGUUACACGACGAUCAAUUUGACAUUCCAUUCAGUUCACAAUUUACGGCGUUGGGGUCAAUGCAGCAACCUGAUCCAUCUACCUCAAACAAUGACAUUUCAUCAUCGAUGCAGUUGCAAAGUUACUCUCCCACGCAAGAACAUGUUCAAACACCACCGUUUCAAACUUUGGUGAAUGCUGAACUUGUUAUAAACAACGAGUUGUCUGUUCUUGAUAUGUAUAAUGACACAAACGACGAGGGUGAAGACGGAGAUGAAGAAGAUGUUAUAAACAACAAUUUGUCUGUGGAUGAUGUUGUUGCUAGAACUCCAUUACCUUGGUUCAGUCAAAUAAACGAGAACUAUGAGGUGGACAUACAUUGGGGUGAUUCGGGGAGCCAGUGUUCGUUUCGUGUCGGGGGAGAAUUUGAGAAGGGCAUGAUUUUCGACAAUAAGAAAGCGCUGCAGGAAAUGGUGAAAUUGUAUUCCAUAGAACGAAAUCAUUUCUACACCACAGUGACGUCGAAUGAGAAUCUCCUUCAUUUAAAAUGCAAGAGGGGGUGUGGUUGGUCGCUACGUGGUACAAAAACAAAUCUAACCACACAUGCCUUUAAGAUCGUAUCUUAUAAGGGCCCACAUCGCGACAAUUGUGUGAAUGAAGUUUCGCCUAGAGAUCACCGACACUUGGACUCCUCUGUUAUCUGUGACUAUGUGAAAUCGUUUGUGCAGAAAGAUCCAUGUUUGAGAGUUGAGUUCAUACAACACAUCAUCUCCAACAAAUUUCAAUUCGAUGUUCCAUAUCGAAGAGCGUGGUAUGCCAAACAGAAAGCGAUUGCGGAAAUUUUUGGGGAUUGGGAGAGUUCGUACAGCAGACUUCCUUCAUUCAUGCAAGCCCUCUAG
This is a messenger RNA of Chenopodium quinoa (quinoa), 933 nucleotides long. RefSeq lists its product as uncharacterized. Bases 1 to 933 code for a protein of 310 amino acids. The record is from RefSeq and is a predicted model, not a curated record. Lineage: Eukaryota; Viridiplantae; Streptophyta; Magnoliopsida; Caryophyllales; Amaranthaceae. The transcript has a single exon.